AUGUCGAGCUUGUCGUUCGUGACCGUCGAUGUCUUCACGAAAACCAAGUUUACUGGGAAUCCUCUGGCAAUAGUUAGAUUGCCGGAGGGUCGCAACGUCUCCACUGAGCAAAUGCAGAUGAUAGCGCGGGAAUUCAAUCUCUCGGAGACCGUCUUCAUCCACGAGGCAGCACAAGCGAAGGACAGUGUGCCAGCAUGGCAAGUCCGUAUCUUCCUGGUCAACGGAGAGUUACCUUUUGCUGGUCAUCCUACCAUAGGUGCCGCAUGCUACGCACUCGGAUCACUUACUCAGAACGCCAAGAAGGGCAAGCUACACUGUAACGCUGGACCUAUCGAGCUUGAGUUUGACGGCACUGAUGCUCGGGCCUCCAUACCACAGAAUGUGCACAUCCACACCGAGCACGAAGUCACCAUCGACCAAGUCUACUACUUCCAGCCAGCAAUCGCCCAUUCGCAGCCACCGAAGGCUGUCGAUCUCGUCAGUCCAGUCAAGGGCGUGAGCUUCGUCUGCGUGGAACUUCCCUCACUAGAAGUCCUCGCUCAAGUCCAGCGCCCAGGUAUAGCAGUAGCACCCAAGCUCGAUGACUCAUGGAACGGUGGCUUCAUUGGCUCUUACUUCUAUGUCAUCACGAAACAGGACGAUUCAAUCUGGGAGAUCAGGACGAGAAUGAUCGAGAUGUCUAUGGAAGACCCUGCGACUGGAAGUGCAGCUUGUGCUUUGGGUGCAUUCUUGGCCCUGAAGCAUAAGCUCAAGUCUGUACGAUACUCGUUCAGACAGGGAGUUGAGAUGGGUAGGCAGAGCGAUAUUGGCUUGGAAGUAACGCUCAGCGAAAAUCUCGAUGCUGUAGAGCAUAUUGAAUUGGUCGGCUCAGCAGUGAAGGUCAUGGAAGGGACGGUCUACUACAAGUGA
Molecule: messenger RNA, 909 nt
Organism: Recurvomyces mirabilis
Lineage: Eukaryota; Fungi; Ascomycota; Dothideomycetes; Mycosphaerellales; Teratosphaeriaceae
Exons: 1
Coding region: 1-909 (302 amino acids)
Biological process (GO): biosynthetic process
Cellular component (GO): cytoplasm
Molecular function (GO): isomerase activity
Source: RefSeq, a predicted model, not a curated record